Molecule: messenger RNA, 1906 nt
Organism: Lotus japonicus
Lineage: Eukaryota; Viridiplantae; Streptophyta; Magnoliopsida; Fabales; Fabaceae
Product: beta-glucosidase 40-like
Exons: 12
Coding region: 193-1701 (502 amino acids)
Biological process (GO): carbohydrate metabolic process
Molecular function (GO): beta-glucosidase activity
Source: RefSeq, a predicted model, not a curated record
AAAGCCGUUCAUUCAUAAAAAUCAAAAUGAUUAACGUCCAUGAACAGCUGAGGGUAUUUCCUUAAGUUUAGGCAUGUAUAUAUACUCGUUAAAAUAAGUCAUAGGCCUAUCUCACCUUUUUCGCAAACAAACUGAAUAUUGUUCUUUCUUGCUCUCUUUCUCACUCACUCUUCAUCUAAACCAACCUUCGCCAUGAGAGGUAUUUUUAUAGCAUUAGCAUUGACAGCACUAUUUGAGAUUCAAAUAUGCCCAUCGCAUUCACAGAUACACAGAGCAGAUUUUCCAAAUGGCUUUAUAUUUGGCACCGCCACUUCAGCUUUUCAGCACGAAGGAGCAGUGAAGGAGGACGGAAGGGGACCAUCUGUGUGGGAUACAUUUUCACAUACUUUUGGCAAGGUAGUAGAUCUUAGCAAUGCUGAUGUUGCCGCGGAUCAAUACCACCGAUAUGAAGAAGACAUACAACUCAUGAAGGACUUGGGGAUGGAUGCCUAUAGAUUUUCCAUUUCUUGGACUCGGAUUUUUCCCUAUGGAACUGGGAAAAUCAAUGAAGCAGGAGUUGAUCACUAUAAUAAGCUCAUCAACACAUUACUAGCCAAAGGAAUUGAACCGUAUGUGACCAUGUAUCAUUGGGACCUACCUCAAGCCUUGGAAGACAAGUAUAAAGGAUGGCUCAGCACUGAGAUCAUAAAGGACUUUGCAAAUUAUGCUGAGACAUGCUUUCAGAAAUUUGGGGACAGGGUGAAGCAGUGGAUCACAUUUAAUGAGCCACAUACAUUUGCUACACAAGGAUAUGAUGUUGGUCUACUAGCACCUGGACGCUGCUCCAUUCCUCUUCGCCCGAUUUGCAGGGCAGGGAACUCUGCUACUGAACCUUACAUUGUUGCUCACAAUGUCCUUCGUUCUCAUGCAGCAGUAGCAGAUAUUUAUAGGAAAAAAUAUAAGAAUACACAGGGUGGGUCCUUAGGGAUAGCUUUUGAUGUGAUUUGGUUUGAGCCAGCAACAAAAAAACAAGAAGACAUUGAGGCAGCUCAGAGAGCUCAAGAUUUUCAGCUAGGCUGGUUUCUUGAUCCAUUGACGUUUGGAGACUAUCCAAGUUCUAUGAGAAGCAGAGUAGGGAACAGGCUACCAAAAUUUUCUCCAUCUGAGUCUGCUUCUCUUAAGGGUUCAUUAGAUUUUGUGGGAAUCAAUCAUUACACCACAUAUUAUGCAAGACACAAUUCUACUAAUUUAAUUGCAACCCUGCUCAAUGAUUCCUCUGCAGACUCUGGUGCUGUUACCCUUCCAUUCAAUGGUAUUAAAAUUAUUGGAGAAAGGGCAAAUUCUAUAUGGUUGUAUAUUUAUCCACAAGGCAUGAGAAGCUUAAUGAACUACAUCAAACAAAAGUAUGGGAACCCUCCUGUGUUUAUCACCGAAAAUGGAAUGGAUGAUCCAAAUUUUCCAUUUAUCUCCAUUAAGGAUGCUCUGAAAGAUGAGAAACGGAUUAGAUACUACAGUGGCUACUUAUCUUCCUUACUGGCUUCUAUCAAAGAUGGUUGCAAUGUGAAAGGAUACUUUGCAUGGUCACUACUAGAUAACUGGGAGUGGGCUGCUGGAUACACUUGUAGAUUUGGUCUGUAUUUUGUUGAUUACAAAGACAACCAGAAGAGAUACCCCAAACAAUCUGUAGAAUGGUUCAAGAAUUUCUUGAAACCAACAAAAUAGUUGUUACAGAGGAGAAGCCUGAAUGGCUACAACAUUAUGUUUAAUCAAGUUUAUAUUGUUUUAGAUAAAUUUCUACAUUCUUGAACAUUCUCUUGUUAAUUAUAGAAUAGCAUUAGAUUUUUGCAACUUGUAUGCUAUCAUUAGUUUAAGGGAUUUAGCCAACUAGAAUAAAUUGUUACAGAUGAAAUACACACAAAAUUAAACU